CCUGCACAUCCCUGUCUCCGUCUUUCUUUUCUCGUCUCCCAAUCUUGAACUCGACUUCCGCAACCUUUGGGGUUGACUAUGAACUUGGUCCUUUAUAUGAGCGUCCUCAGCAUCCUCACACUUUGAUCAACGACUAGCUAUGGCCUGAUUCUAUCCUCUGAGGCUUCUUUGUCUCUCGAGCUCCCCCCAUCUUCAUCCUCUACUUUUCGUCUUCAUCGCCCGCGUCACGCCACCUCUCAGACCACAUCCAUCCUUCUCCAGCUUCCUCUUCCACAUUCUCGACAUCACCUUCACUCUUUGACAAACCGUUCUUACCGCCAUACCUCCUCUGCAUCUCCCAUAACUUCUACAUCUCUCCCCUUCCUUGGAUUCUCGAUUCCUCAGUCUCCUUCUCAUCCAUCAUGCCUCUCAUCCUCGACUCAUCCUUGGAUGCAGAUACCGACCUUCGGGAGCAAAGAAGAAGGGUUCAUCAUGAAGCCGACGUGGUGAUCAUUGGUGCUGGAGUUCUAGGCUGUGCGCUCGCCGUCGCAUUGGGAAACCAAGGCCGCAGUGUCAUCUUACUUGAGAAAUCACUCAAGGAGCCCGACCGUAUUGUGGGAGAACUGUUACAGCCAGGAGGUUAUUCGGCUUUGACAAAACUUGGUCUACGACAUACUCUUGACGACAUUGAUGCCAUACCUGUCACAGGCUACACAGUCCUAUAUUAUGACGAGGCAGUACAGAUCCCUUACCCUGCGAAUGCCGCUGGAAAAUCGUCUCCUGUUGCGAACAAGUCGCAAUCUUCAGCAUCACCCGAAGGCCGUUCCUUCCACCAUGGUCGUUUCAUUUCCCAACUGCGCCGUGCCGCAACUGUUCACCCCAAUAUUACUGUUUUCGAAACCGAAGCCACUGCUCUGAUAUCGUCUUCGUACAGCAAACAAAUUCUCGGUGUGGAAACACUGACUCGCAAAAUCCAAAAGGAUUUUUACUUUGGUGCUCUCACCGUUGCUUGUGACGGUUAUGCCUCCAAAUUCCGCAAGUCCUAUCAUCACAUCCAGCCAAAAGUCAAAUCGAGGUUUUGGGGUCUAGAAUUGAUCGAUGCCCAACUGCCCACCCCCCAGCAUGGGACGGUGUGCCUUGGAGACAAUGCGCCUGUGUUGCUCUAUCAGAUCGGAACUCAUGAGACUCGAGCUCUCGUGGACAUCCCAGAUGGACUGGAAUCGGCUUCCACCGCCAAUGGAGGAGUCAAAGGUCAUCUGGAAAAAGUGGUUCUGCCCUCACUUCCCCAAUGUGUUCAGCCCUCGUUUGCGGCCGCGCUAGAGAAAGGCUCGCUUCGAAGCAUGCCCAAUUCAUUGCUCCCAGCCACGACCAACCGAGCACCCGGUUUUGCAAUCCUAGGCGAUGCACUUAAUAUGAGACAUCCUUUGACAGGAGGAGGAAUGACUGUCGCAUUGAACGACGUGGUCCUCAUUGCAGAGUUGCUCUCUCCGAAAAAUGUCCCCGAUCUUGAAGACACCAAACUCGUCCUCCGCCAAUUCCGUGCCUUUCACUGGCGGCGGAAGAACUUGACGUCCAUCAUCAACAUCCUGGCCCAAGCUCUCUAUUCCUUGUUUGCCGCCAAUGACUGGCAGCUCCGAUAUCUGCAGAGCGGAUGCUUUCGAUAUUUCCAGCGAGGCGGGGAUUGUAUCGACGGCCCCGUGAGCUUACUCGCUGGAAUCAUUCGACAGCCGCUUGUCUUGAUCUACCACUUCUUCAGCGUCGCUUUGUUGAGUAUAUGGGUGUUGAUUCAACAAAAUGGGAUAUUCUUGUUCCCAUUGAGCCUGAUACAGGGACUUUUGGUGUUUUGGAAGGCAUGCAUGGUGAUAUUUCCUUAUAUAUUCAACGAGCUGAGGAGUUAGACUGUUUGAGGAUAUAUCAUGGUUUAAGCACUUGGAAGGUUCAGGUGGCUCCAGCAUGCAGACCUUUUGGUGUAUGUUGGCGAUAGUGCUUGGAUUGGCGAGCGACAAGUUUGAUUGAUGAGUGUAUGGCGCUGAUGGUGCUCAGAAGCAGUCUCUGGCGAGACGAUAAUGUUCCCAUCUUGGCUGGAUGUUCAACAAGAGGGUUUUAUACUGACCACUCUCAAUAUCAGUCUGGACAGCUAGGGAAGUGUAGAUAUGUACGAAUACGGUCAGCAAGCCAACCUGAUGGUUGGUCUAAUCAUUAAAAUGUCAUACACGUGGCACCCUUAAUUCUCCGAGCCACGCGUGAAAAUAAGGAGCACGCAAAGUCAGG
Messenger RNA from Exophiala mesophila, 2250 nucleotides. RefSeq lists its product as uncharacterized. Gene Ontology annotation, molecular function: flavin adenine dinucleotide binding; squalene monooxygenase activity. Gene Ontology annotation, biological process: ergosterol biosynthetic process. Lineage: Eukaryota; Fungi; Ascomycota; Eurotiomycetes; Chaetothyriales; Herpotrichiellaceae. Bases 402 to 1877 code for a protein of 491 amino acids. The record is from RefSeq and is a predicted model, not a curated record. The transcript has a single exon. Gene Ontology annotation, cellular component: membrane; endoplasmic reticulum.